UCAAUGAAAAAUAAAGAUCAGAUUUAUUUUUCGGGUGGUACAGUGUAUGACAAACGAAUAAUUGUUAAUUUUGAAAAUCAUUUACUGUUUAACCAAGUGUCGUUUAGCGGUUAUGCUCAAGUUCAAAAUCGAAUCUAUGUGUCAUCAAAGAAAAAUGGAAGUGAAUGCCAGACAAUGUGUUCAACAACAAAAGAUGUUUCUGGAAGUGGAUUUAAUUUGAAUUCCGAUGUUUUGAAUGAAAGAACAUUUCAAAUGUUAUGGUUGUAUUACAGUUUAAUUAAUUUUACAUUUAUGACAACUGACGAUAUUCAAUUUAAAAUUCCAUCAUCAUUGCUUGACAGCGAUGACACAGAUUUGUACUUCGAAGAGACUAAAGAAAAUUUAUAUAAAAAAUUUGUGCAUCUUUGGACAAAUCAUCAUAAAUUUACGAAGAAAUGUGAUGCACAUUGUUCGACAGUUUUCGUAGUUGAUGGGCACCAAAAAGCGAAUCGUCUUGUCUGCAAGUUUCGUGAUGUAUAUGAUAAAUCAAUACCUGAAUUCGGUAUAAAUGGUAUUCAAAUAGGAUGCCCCAACACACCGAUGAGACAGAAUGAACAAAGUGCAAAAUGUCAUUCAGGUUAUUGUAAAAAUCAUCAAAAAGAAGCUCAAACAUUGUCAGAAUUCUUACAAUUGCAAAAAUUCGAAAAAGCACAAAAUUUUGAACGUCCAGUCACAAGAUCAACAACAAACAAAUUACUGCGUAAUGAAGAAGAAAAUAUAGAUCUAGUGGAAAAAGAAUUGGACCAAACAGCAUUGACUGGUAUAAAAAUGGAAGAUUUGUGCAACGUUGUACGUGAAGGUAUAAGCAGUGUGAAUAAAACGACAUCAUACGGCUUUCUAGCCACAUUUUUAAACUGUGGAGUUAUUGUGGGCUAUGACGAGAUGCCCAUGGCAGAGGGGAUGCGACGUGUGUUACGCCACAUUAUGCGUAUUCUUCAAUAUGGACAUUUGCCCGAUGCCAUGUGUUAUGAUACGGCAUGUUCACUGUCUUUAUUUAUAGAAAAGCAUUAUAACACACCUAACCUGUUGGCAUCAUCAAGAACAAAAUUUUUCAAAGAUAUGGACAUGGCUAUAGACCGUUUCCAUGUGAAAAAUCACGUUCGUCAUAUGUGUCAGGGUCGAAUGCGGCCGGAUGAUCUAUCUCAUGGCGGUCGAUAUAUGAACAUCAACACACAAGUCUGUGGUAUCACUCGACCGACACCAGGCUGCACUCGCAUGCUCGUUCUGAUCGAUCAUCAACGACGAAAGGAGGAACUAAUCAAUACAAUGAGCGCUCGUAAACAACGACGUCAAGCUCGACUUCGCUUAGAACAACAGCUCAACGAAGAAGAGGUUUACCCCUACGCGUCUGGCGCCUUUGAUUAG
Molecule: messenger RNA, 1404 nt
Organism: Didymodactylos carnosus
Lineage: Eukaryota; Metazoa; Rotifera; Eurotatoria; Philodinida; Philodinidae
Source: the annotation of a GenBank genome assembly